Messenger RNA from Nerophis ophidion (straightnose pipefish), 1978 nucleotides. It is a transcript of the gene cep83, whose product is annotated as centrosomal protein 83. Gene Ontology annotation, cellular component: centrosome. Bases 683 to 1963 code for a protein of 426 amino acids. The record is from RefSeq and is a predicted model, not a curated record. The transcript is spliced from 11 exons. Lineage: Eukaryota; Metazoa; Chordata; Actinopteri; Syngnathiformes; Syngnathidae.
GCCGGGACUGCUGGGAUUGUCUGUGGGCACGGAGAUGGAGCUUGAGAAGAUGCUGGUGGAUGAGAGGACCAAGUGUGAACUGCAUCGGAGCAACUACGAAACACUGAAGGCUGAACACAGCAGAUGAUGUGGUCCUGAUGGCUUCAUCUGGCCAGGAUCUUCAGCUCUAACUGGAUCAGUUCGCAGCCGAGUGUGAAGCGACUGGGAUGACAAUCAGCACCUCCAAGUCCGAGUCCAUGGUUCGGGCCCGGAAAAGGGUGGAGUGCCAUCUCCAAGUUGAAUUGAGUUUUGCAGCAUAUGCACAUUUUUUUGGGUUUGUGUAAACCAAAUGAUUAAUGUUUCAGAAUAAUUCCCACCAGUUGUGUGUGUGUAUUUAUAGGUUUACAUCAUCAUGACUUCUACCUGGAACUGUACUUGAAAAAAACUAGUUACUUCUGAUGGAAGGUGCAGUAAAGUAUUGACAUGAAGCAACAGACACUUCUGAAUGUCCCCAACACGCUGCAGCAAUACAAACAGCUCAUCAAUGAUCUAGCCUUCAAUUACUUUCCAAUUGGGCUUGAAUUUGAGAAGAAUCUCCUACGAGCCAGUCUUUUGGUUCUACAAGAUCGGGCUCUGUUCAAAGAGCCAUCACUCCUAUUGCUAGUGACUCCCAACAUCCUUGUCCAGCUUGCAGGAGGAGGUGAUGCAGGUCCAGGGGGAAGUUCACUACUUGCAGGCUCAGCUAGAGAAACUCCAGCUGCAGCUGCUGGAGAAGACAGGAGAAAUUCUGGAGCAAAACAGGGAACUGGAGGAGCUCCGACUGCAGCAGGUGAUGACUCCUCAGCGGCUGGAGUUGCUCAGAGCUCAGGUGCAGCAGGAGUUGGAGGAUCCUGUCCGAGAACGCUUCUCCAAACUGGAAGAGGAGGCAGAGAAGUACCGCACAGAAUUCAACAAGCUGCGCUAUGGAUACACGCUACUUAACGCCCAGUUCCAACACCAGACGGAGGAAAGCACUCGUGUGCUGGAGGAGCAGAAGCUACGCUAUGAGGCGGAGAUCUCACAUUUGGAGAAGGACAAAGAGAACCUGGUGGCUCAGUACCAGAAUUUGGAGCCACUGCAGGAGAGGAAAGAAGUGGAGGUUCUUCUUCGAGAGAAAAGCCAGCUGAGCCUGCGUGUGAAGAGCCUGCAGGCGGAGGUGGUGGAGCUGCAGGCCCUCCAUCGCAACUCCGAGCAGCAAGCUGACAAUGUUCAACGUCUUCAAAACAGACAGCUGUCAGAAUGUCAGGCCGCUAUAAACUCUCUGGAGGCGGAGCGCCAGUCCUUGCGUCUGCGACUGGAGCGCUUGGAGAGCGAGCUGGGCGUGGCUAACGAGCAGCACAACCAGCUCACCCGCCAGUCUCACAGAGCUGAGAAACAAGUCACCUGCCUCAGCGACCAGAUUGAAAGCCUGAAGCAUUCCCAUAAGAUGGAGGUGGCCAGCAUCAAACUGGAGUGUACCCGCUCGAAAGGAGAGGUGGAGAGGGCGAGAGACACCCUGAAGGGGCAACUUGAUGCUGUGCAGACGGACGUGGAGGUGCUGAAGGGGGCGCUACAGCGACAGAAGGAGCUUGUUGUGGAAAAAGAGAGGGAGCUGGUCAGGAAGGUGCAGUCGGCACGGGAUGAAGAAAUCUACAAAACCACCCUCUUGCACCAAGAAAAGCUGGAGUUGGAGCACCGCCUUGCAGAGUUGGAGCAGCAGGUGGCGCUGCAGGAAACCACAGAGCAGGCCCAGAAAGAGGAAUGGGAGGAGCAACUUUGCAUCGCUCAAAAAGGGGAGGAGUCUGUGCGCAAAGAACUGCAGACACUCAAAAGCAGAUUGAAGCUGCAAAGCUGUCAGCUGCAGGAACUGCAGGGACAAACCUCGCUGAUGACACACCUGGAGCAGGUGACACAUGCACACCUCAAGUCCAUGCUGGUCUUGUUAGGUCAACUAGUCAACACAUGAGUUAGGUUGUUAGCA